Capsicum annuum is the source of this 1757-nucleotide messenger RNA. RefSeq names its product UDP-glycosyltransferase 86A1. The transcript is spliced from 2 exons. Lineage: Eukaryota; Viridiplantae; Streptophyta; Magnoliopsida; Solanales; Solanaceae. The coding region runs from base 7 to 1506 and encodes 499 amino acids. The record is from RefSeq and is a predicted model, not a curated record. Gene Ontology annotation, molecular function: UDP-glycosyltransferase activity.
ACAACAAUGACAAAAAGUAACCAAAAACCUCAUGCGAUAAUAAUUCCAUGCCCAUUUCAAGGCCACAUAAAUCCUAGUAUUUACCUUUCACUAAAACUUGCAACAAAAGGCUUUACCAUAACAUUUAUCAACACUGAGUCCAUCCAUGCCCAAAUAACCAAAUCACAAACAUUAGAUCAAAACUCAACAACAACAACAAAAACUCAUGACAUAUUUGGAAAAUUUCAAGAAUUUGGCCUUGACAUACAUUAUCAAACAGUUAGUGAUGGUUUUCCCUUAGAAUUUGAUCGAUUUUCGGGGUCGAAUAACGGGGAGUUUUGGGAAAGAUUGUUGAUAAAUUGCCCUAUACAUGUUGAUGAAAUUGUUGGGAAGUUAGUAGAAUUGGAAAAUCCUAAGCCAACUUGUUUGAUUGUUGACACUUUCUUUGCUUGGGGGACAACAAUUGCUAAUAAGUAUCAACUUGUUAGUAUUUCAUUCUUCACUCAACCUGCUUUGGUAUUUACUAUAGACUAUCAUCUUCACCUUCUACUCAAAAAUGGACAUUUUGGUUCAAAUGAUAAUAGAAAGGAUACCAUAGAUUAUAUACCAGGAAUUUCAGCAAUUGAUCCAAGUGACUUACCUUCUUAUUUCCAAACAAAAGAAACAUCAACUAUUCUUCAUCAAACUAUAUACCAAGCUUUUGAAGAUGCCAAAAAAUCAGAAAUUAUAAUUUGUAACACAAUACAAGAACUUGAGUCCAAAGUAAUUUCAACAUUCCAAGAAAAAACAAAAAAAAACUUUUAUGCUAUUGGUCCAAUUUUUCAUGAUCAAGUCAUCAACUCAUCAAAAAAAGUCAAAAUUUCCAAAAGCUUAUGGCCAGAAUCAAAUUGUUUGGAAUGGCUAAAAAAUAAACCAAAUUCUUCAGUAUUAUAUUUUUCACUUGGUAGUUUAUUUAAUCUAAGCAAAGAAGAUUUUAUGGAACUUGCUCAAGGAUUAAUGCUUAGCAAAGUGGAUUUUAUUUGGGUACUUAGACCUAAUUUGACGAUUAUCGAUGAAACAGAUAAUUAUUUACCAUCUGAAUUUAAAGAAAAUGUAGAUAAGGGGUUGAUUGUAUCGUGGUGCGAUCAGCGUGACGUGCUGUCACAUCCAGCGGUCGGAGGGUUUCUGACUCACUGUGGAUGGAAUUCGAUUCUGGAGAGCUUAUGGGCAAGUGUGCCAAUGAUAUGUCAUCCUAUAGGUGUUGAUCAACAAACUAAUAGAAAGUUGGUGGUUGAUGAAUGGAAAGUUGGGAUUAAUCUUUGUGAUAAUUAUUAUAAUAAUAAUAAUAAAUCAAUUAUCACAAAGGAGGAAGUAGCAAAAAAGAUUAAUUUUUUGAUGAGUGAAGAAAAUUCAGAAGAGUUGAGGAAUGUUGUUAAGGAAGUGAAAAAGACUAUGGAAAUUGCAUUAUUAGCCAAUGGAAGUUCAGAGAAAAACUUUGAUUUGUUUAUUGAGGAUGUAAUGGCUAAAACACAAAUAACAACUUCAUAGAAUUAAAUUUACAUUGUAUGGCUACUUUUGUAAGACCACGACCUCGGUUGUGGAAUUUCACCGAUAUUGGCUACUUUUGUAAGAUAGCCUUGAAUGGCUAAUUUUGUAAGAUGCCGAUCUCACUUGUGAAAUUUCACUGUUGUACAUGUUGUCUACUUUUGUAAGAUAGCCUUGAAUGGCUACUUUUGUAAGACCCCGACCUCACUUGUGAAAUUUCACCGUUUUUGGCUAUUUUUGUAAGAUAGCCUUGA